CACUUGAGUUUAUGGUUGCCAAAGUCAGAUGUUAAUAUUUAUAUUCUCAAGUGAAUUCGCUAGUUCCUGAAUACUUCUUAGUCACAAAUCAAGAGCUAGACUCUAUAAUUUUGAAGCAGCUCUCCUUUUAUUUGAACUUUCUUCGGCUCUUUCACUAAUAAUCGGUUCCUAUGAGCCCCGUAAAUAAGCUUAUGCUUUUGCACAUAAUUUACAUGCAUAUUUAUACUUACCAAAAAGAGAUAUGUAUAAAUUGAAGCCCAUUUAUAUGCUUAUGCAUUUCUACAUAUAUUCACAUGUAUAACUGUACUAAGCACUAAAUCAAGAACGCUGCAACUGUCACAACUGAUUCAGAUCAAGCAUGUAAGACUGUAGCUGGCAAGAAAUUGGGCAAGUUCUACUAACAAACUCCAUAUUAUGAGUGUGCUAAAGCUUUCGGAACGCUACUGUUACAGUUUUGUGCGGUUGUGCUUUAGGUGUCUUGUUGCUUUUGUUAAUUAACUAACUUUUCUUUUUAACCUUUGGGAGGAAAUUUGCAUUUUAAGUUCAUAUAACACAUCAAGACAGCUCUAGAUCGUGGUAUUACUAAGGUACUGAAUUUUACCAUAAUUAGAUGAAGUUGAGGAAAUCAUUUCAGGAGGGAAGUGUUAAGCUGUAAUAAAAGUAUCCCUCUCUAAGUAUGGCUUUAACUUUAAGAUGAGGCAGUUCACACAAUUUAACUGAAAGCGCCUAAAGGACCAUCUUGUUGGCACCCUUCUAGAGCGUGCGAUCUCUGAGGAAAAAGGAACCUUCAGUUGUUUUUUGAAACCAAGUGGCCAAACUGAACCUGUUGGACUUGUCUUGGCUAGAGUAGACAUUUCUGUUGAAUAAGACAGAGAUGCAAUGGCCAUGGAGAUACCCAAUGAAUAAGAUCAUGACAACAAAAAUCUCGUAUCAUGUUUAUAUCUAAGUUAAAUGGUGAAAAACACGUCCAGUGAGGAUUCAAUCUGGUGUGAGGAAAAAUAUGUUUAUUAAUUGUCUGCUUUAUGCAUGAUGGAUGGUAGGCAUCAUCUUGCAUCCAUCACCAGUGUAAUGCAAUUGGGAAGGUGAAAAAAGGAUACUAUAUUAACAAGCAGGCAAGAGGAGAUCGGGGCAGUAGAUUGGUGGUGAAGCAAAGUGGAAAUAGAAGCAUUUCAUUUUUGUCCCAUGGCGCAAUCCAAAUGGAGCAAUUACAGGAAGAUCCUGACACUGACUGCUCCAGUGGCACUAAUCAAAUGUUUGAGGUCCAUCAAGGAGCAUGCCUUUUCUGCAUCUGAGUAUCCUGUUGUAAUAACACUUGAAGAUCAUCUAACGCCAGAUCUUCAGGAAAAAGUGGCUGAGAUGAUCACUCAAACAUUUGGAGACAUGCUGUUUUCUCCUUCAGAAUGUUUGAAGGAGCUUCCUUCUCCAGCUUCACUGAAAAAGCAUGUUAUGAUAUCAACGAAGCCACCGAAAGAAUACUUGCAGUCCAAGGAAGUUAAGGGAAAAAAUGACUCAAAGAAAGAAGUUGAGGGAAAAAAUGGCUCAAAGAGAGAAGCUGAGGGAAAAGAUGACUCAAAGAAAGAAGCUGAGGGAAAAAAUGACUCAAAGAAAGAAGCUGAGGGGAAAAAUGGUUCAAAGAGAAAAGCUGUGGGAAAAGAUGACUCAGAGAAAGAGGCUGAGGGAAAAGAUGACUCAGAGAAAGAAGCUGAGGGAAAAGAUGACUCAGAGAAAGAAUCUGAGGGAAAAGAUGACUCAGAGAAAGAAUCUGAGGGAAAAGAUGACUCAGAGAAAGAAGCUCAGGAGGAUGACAGCGAUGAAGGAGAAGAUGAUGAAGAUGAUGAAGGAGAUCCAAAGUCAGAGAAGAAUGCAGCUUCAGAAUACAAACGCUUAAUUGCCAUUCAUGCUGGAAAGGGGAAAGGAGGACUAUCUGACUGGCUGAGGGUAGACCCAAAUAUAGUAAGACGGCUUAGUCUAAGUGAACAAGAACUUGAAAAGGCAGUAGAUACUCACGGAAAAGAAAUUAUCAGGUUCACUCAGCAGAACUUGCUGAGAAUAUACCCAAAGGGUAUACGUGUUGACUCGUCCAAUUAUGAUCCUUUUGUUGGUUGGAUGCACGGAGCUCAAAUGGUAGCAUUUAAUAUGCAGGGUUAUGGAAGAUCACUUUGGUUGAUGCAUGGUAUGUUCAGGGCUAAUGGUGGCUGUGGAUAUGUUAAGAAACCUGAUCUACUACUGAAAGCUGGUCCCAACAAUGAGGUCUUUGAUCCUACAACAAAUUUGCCUGUCAGAACUACACUAAAGGUGACUGUAUAUAUGGGUGAUGGGUGGGACAAAGACUUCGAUCAAACACACUUCGAUAAGUACUCACCUCCAGAUUUCUAUGCAAAGGUAGGAAUUGCUGGAGUUCCUGCUGAUGAAGUAAAGAAGAAAACAAAGACAAUGGACGACAAUUGGAUACCAAGCUGGGAUGAGCAGUUUGAGUUUCCACUAACAAUUCCUGAGUUGGCUCUACUUCGCAUCAAAGUUCUUGAUUAUAAUUUGUCUGAGAAGGAUGAAUUUGCUGGCCAAACAUGUCUACCUGUGGCAGAGCUGCGACAAGGUAUCCGAGCUGUCCCACUCUAUGAUAGGAAGGGAGAGAAGUACAGUUCUGUGAAGCUGCUCAUGCGUUUCGAAUUUGUAUAACUUUUAAACCAUAGCAGUCCUUGAAAUGGGAGCUUCGCAUGCUUUGCAGGUUUCUUCUCUGCGAAGUGUAGCAAAUUCUGUAAAACUAUAUACACCCUCAUACAACGUUGUAAGAUAUUUAUCUACAAUCAUAUAAGAGUUUAGACAAACAUAAACACAAUACCUCGAAUUACAGUUGAGAAGUAAUUGUUCAACUCUAUUGGUACCUGCACUCGUUUAUC
Molecule: messenger RNA, 2897 nt
Organism: Lycium barbarum (goji berry)
Lineage: Eukaryota; Viridiplantae; Streptophyta; Magnoliopsida; Solanales; Solanaceae
Product: phosphoinositide phospholipase C 2-like
Exons: 8
Coding region: 1183-2676 (497 amino acids)
Biological process (GO): phosphatidylinositol-mediated signaling; lipid metabolic process
Molecular function (GO): phosphatidylinositol-4,5-bisphosphate phospholipase C activity
Source: RefSeq, a predicted model, not a curated record